ACCGCGCUUCACCCUGCGAGCCUCGAUGGGACCUGUGACGUCACCUCACUUCCCGUGUAGCCAUCCGCCACAGGGAAACGUAGUCCCCCGCGCCAGCUGACUUCAUGCCCCCCACGCACACUACGCAGCACAGAGACUCCUAGUGUCCAUCUGCACCAGACAGCGGCUCUGCGCCCUCUGAGAGACCUUCUAAAACUCCGUAAAUCUGUCUUUCCUCGGGGGGCGGCGGUGGAAGUAGUUCCGGUUCGAGGGAGCCUGAUGGGUUCCUCCGCGACGGGCGUGAGAGGAUGGCGACCUCGACGAUGCCGGAGUCGGAGAGCGGCACAGCAGCCAGAGGCUGAGAGUAAAAGCCUCGUAUACCGCACUUCGCUGUCAGUCGGUCCCCGGAACAGAUGGAGGAGAACGAGGUGGAGAGCAGUAGCGACGCGGCCCCUCGGCCUGGCCAGCCGGAGGAGCCAUCUGAGAGCGGCCUGGGUGUGGGCACCUCGGAAGCGGUGUCCGCGGACAGCAGCGAUGCGGCGACCGCCCCAGGAUUAACGGAGGCCGACGACUCUGGCGUGGGGCAGAGUUCAGACAGUGGCAGCCGCUCUGUGGAAGAGGUAUCUGAGAGCAUUUCAACAGACCCUUUGCCUCAUGGCUACCUCCCCGAUUCAUCUUCUGUGUCCCGGAGACCAGAGGCAGAGGUGCCAGGUGGGCCUCCAGCCCUGGUGCAUUCCAGUGCUCUCCCAGACCCCAGCAUACUGGUGUCUGACUGCACAGCUUCCUCCUCAGACCUCGGCUCCGCCAUUGACAAGAUCAUUGAGUCUACCAUUGGCCCGGACCUCAUCCAGAGCUGCAUCACCGUGACCAGCGCUGAAGAAGGAGGAGCUGAAACUACACAGUACCUGAUCCUGCAGGGCCCAGAUGAUGGUGCACCCAUGACAUCACCAAUGUCUACUUCCACCCUGGCCAACAGUCUCGCAGCCAUUGAAGCACUGGCUGAUGGUCCCACAUCCACAUCUACAUGCCUAGAGCCUCCUGAAGAACCCCAGGGAGACGGCUCUCUAGCUCAGCCACCCCCAGCCCCUGUCACCGAGGAGCUGGACCUGCAGAGCUUGGAGGCCAUGAUGGAGGUGGUGGUUGUGCAACAGUUCAAGUGCAAGAUGUGCCAGUACCGGAGCAGCACCAAAGCAACCCUGCUCCGCCACAUGCGGGAGCGGCACUUCCGCCCAGCAGCCGCCGCAGCAGCACCUGGUAAAAGGGGCCGUCUACGGAAGUGGGGCACUUGCACAAAGACCACCGAGGAAGAAGGGCCGGAGGAAGAGGAGGAGGAUGACAUUGUGGAUGCGGGGGCCAUUGACGAUCUGGAGGAGGACAGUGACUACAAUCCAGCUGAGGAUGAGCCCCGGGGUCGGCAGCUACGGCUCCAGCGUCCCACCCCCAGUACCCCGAGACUUCGAAGGAGGCCUGGCCGGCCCCGAAAGCUGCCUCGCCUAGAGACCUUAGAUGGUGUAGGAGAACCUCUAGUGAGUUCCCAAAGCACACAGAGCCCUCCAGAGCUGCAAGAUCUUGAGGCUCCCAGCUCUUCAGGUCCAGGAUGCCUAGUUGCCAUGGGCAAGGUGGGGAGGGGUCCGGUGGAAUCUGGUGUGAGUCAGUCAGAUGCUGAGAACGCAGCCCCUCCUGGCCAGGAUGAACCCGAGGUGCCACCCCGACGCCGAGGACGGCCCUCCAGACGGUUCCUAGGGAAGAAAUACCGAAAGUACUACUACAAGUCGCCCAAGCCGCUGCUCAGGCCUUACCUGUGCCGCAUAUGUGGUUCACGAUUCCUGUCCCAUGAGGACCUUCGCUUCCAUGUCAACUCCCAUGAGGCUGGUGACCCACAGCUCUUCAAGUGCCUACAAUGCAACUAUCGCUCCCGCCGCUGGUCCUCCCUCAAGGAGCACAUGUUCAACCACGUGGGCAGCAAGCCCUACAAGUGUGAUGAGUGCAGCUACACGAGUGUCUACCGGAAGGACGUCAUUCGACACGCAGCAGUGCAUAGCCAGGACCGAAAGAAGAGGCCAGAUCCGACCCCAAAGCUGAGCUCUUUCCCUUGCCCAGUGUGUGGCCGUGUGUACCCCAUGCAGAAGAGACUAACACAGCACAUGAAGACUCACAGCACUGAGAAGCCACACAUGUGUGACAAGUGUGGAAAGUCCUUUAAGAAGCGCUACACUUUCAAAAUGCACCUGCUCACACACAUCCAGGCCGUUGCCAACCGCAGGUUCAAGUGUGAGUUCUGCGAGUUCGUUUGUGAGGACAAGAAGGCACUGUUGAACCACCAGCUGUCUCAUAUGAGCGACAAGCCUUUCAAAUGCAGCUUUUGUCCCUACCGCACCUUCCGGGAGGAUUUCCUGCUAUCCCAUGUGGCUGUCAAGCACACAGGGGCCAAGCCCUUUGCCUGUGAGUACUGCCACUUCAGCACUCGCCACAAGAAGAAUCUGCGCCUGCAUGUGAGAUGCCGACAUGCAAACAGUUUUGAGGAGUGGGGACGGCGCCACCCCGAGGAGCCCCCUUCCCGCCGCCGCCCCUUCUUCUCUCUGCAACAGAUAGAAGAGCUGAAACAGCAGCACAGUGUGGCCCCUGGCCCUCCCCACAGCUCACCAGUGCCUGAGGCCUCUCAAGAGCCAGCACCUUUCCAGUCACCUGAGACUCCUCCACUCCUCUGUCCUGAUGCCCUGGGUGCUGCCACAAUCAUCUACCAGCCAGGAGCUGAGGAGUCCACUGCAAUGGCCACUCAGACGGCCUUGGAUCUGCUGUUGAACAUGAGUGCCCAGCGGGAGCUAGGGACAUCCCUGCAGGUGGCUGUGGUGAAGUCAGAGAGCAUGAAGGCAGAGCUGACCUCUACUGGUAGGCAGCCUUCCCCUGAGGACACCACUCCACAGGUGAUGACGCUUCAUGUGGCAGAGCCAGGGGGCAGUGUGGCAACUGAGAGCCAGCUAGGGCCCCCUGGCCUACAGCAGAUUGCCUUGCCAUCUGGGCCGUUUGGUGGGGCCAGCUACAGUGUUAUCAGAACACCCCCAAUGGAGGAGAGGGCACCAGCUGGCAUACCUUACAGUGAAGAGCCUCCAGGGGAGGCAGCCCAGGCUGUGGUUGUGAGUGACACUCUCAAGGAGGCUGGCACCCACUACAUCAUGGCAGCUGAUGGGACCCAGUUGCACCACAUAGAGUUGACUGCAGAUGGUGCCAUCUCCUUCCCAAGCCCAGAUACUCUGGCCCCUGGGACCAAGUGGCCCCUGCUGCAGUGUGGAGGGCCACCCAGAGAUGGUCCUGAGGUUCUGUCUCCAAUGAAGACCCACCAUGUGGGAGGUCCCCAGGGCUCUUCCACCCCACCUCCGACAGCCAGCCACACCCUAGGCCUGGUAGUACCCCCUUCCCCACCAUCUACAAAAGCUUCAUCAGCAAAGAAGUUCUCCUGCAAGGUGUGUUCAGAGGCCUUCCAUGGCCGAGCAGAGAUGGAAAGUCACAAACGGGCCCAUGCUGGGCCUGCUGCCUUCAAGUGCCCCGACUGCCCCUUCAGUGCUCGCCAAUGGCCUGAGGUCCGGGCUCACAUGGCACAGCACUCCAGCCUGAGGCCCCACCAGUGCAAUCAAUGUAGCUUCGCCUCCAAGAACAAGAAGGAUCUGAGGCGGCACAUGCUAACACACACCAAUGAGAAGCCCUUCUCAUGCCACCUCUGUGGGCAGCGUUUCAACCGGAAUGGGCACCUCAAAUUCCACAUCCAGCGGCUACACAGCAGUGAUGGGAGAAAGACUGCACCUUCUACAGCCCGAGCCCCAGCCCAGACCAUCAUCCUCAACAGUGAAGAGGAGACACUGGCCACGCUGCACAAUGCCCUCCAGUCCAGUCAUCAUGGGGCCCUGGGUCCAGAUCGGCUACAGCAAGCACUGAGCCAGGAACACAUCAUUGUGGCCCAGGAACAGACGGUGACCAAUCAGGAGGAAGCUGCCUACAUCCAGGAAAUCACCACAGCAGAUGGCCAGACAGUACAGCACCUGGUGACCUCAGAUAACCAGGUUCAGUAUAUCAUCUCUCCGGACGGUGUGCCACACCUCUUGCCACAGGAGUACGUUGUAGUCCCUGAUGGCCAUCAUAUCCAGGUCCAGGAGGGCCAGAUCACACACAUCCAGUAUGAGCAAGGUACCCCGUUCCUGCAGGAGUCCCAGAUUCAGUAUGUACCUGUAUCCCCGGGCCAGCAGCUUGUCACCCAGGCUCAGCUUGAGGCUGCAGCACAUUCUGCUGUUACAGCGGUGGCUGAUGCUGCCAUGGCCCAAGCCCAGGGCCUGUUUGGCACUGAGGAGGCAGUGCCCGAACACAUCCAACAGCUGCAACACCAGGGCAUCGAGUACGACGUCAUUACCCUCUCCGAUGACUGAGCCUCAAAGGCCCAACGCUGAUCAUGGAUAUUGGGGCCAGCUCUCCUGGAGACUAGGUCUUUCCUGUCCUACUUAGGGCCUCCAGAUACUGGACAGUCGGUAUCACUUGACUCCAAAGGAGCCAGACCUGUGCCCUUAGGGGGCAGCCAUGGGCUCCAGCCAGGACAUGCUGGGUGCCUCAGCCUGCUGGCAGGCUUUGGGAGAGAAAUUUAUUUUUGUUUUCAUGGACCCACUGGCUCCUCAGUCUCAAUAAAGGGACCAGAGUCCAGCCCUUGCAACUCUCUUUAUAUGUGCUAAUAUGUGUAUAUGUAUUAUGUGUAUGUAUACACAUAACUCUAGUAUAUGUGCUAAUAACCUGAAUCUGGUAAGGGCCAGAAAACCAGGCAGAGGUCUCAACAAGUAGAGGCUACCUGGCUCUACAUGCCUCUUAUGAACAGUGGUCCGAGUACAGGACAAACCAGCCUCAUCUCCGGAAAGGGCAGAGCUAGAGAGAACCCUGUUUCCUCCAUGGGCUACCUGUCUCCAGAGCCUCAGAGGGCAGGUACUAUUCUGAGGCCUGAGCCUUUGGUGUAUAUAUAAUCAGAGGUAUUCUGCCUCUGAGGCUACACUUCGUGAGCCAGAUGUAAAACACUUAGCAGCCUGAGAGUUUGGUUUAGCCAGGGACUAGAGGUAUCCAGGCAGGCCCAGCAGUAAUGCCCUGACUCCUCCAACCUGCUGAGCUCAGAUAGCAGCUUCUAAAGACUCAGUCCUGCAAGGAUCCCAGAGGGGUGUGAAGGCAGCCGGGAUCUUGAUAAGGGGCACCUGAAUAUGGUAGAGAGUGGUCAGAGAGGUAACCGCCCCAAGACCCUCACACACUCUUGGGAAGUUUCUGUAUUUCCUUUUACAAAUGAAACAAGGCAGCAACAGGGUCAGUGUGGGGCUGGGAAGGCAUAGGACUAUUUACAAGGGAUUUGGUGAAUCUGAAGAAGUGGGAGCAGGGAGGGGGAGCCCUGGAAGAGCCAUAAUAUUCCUAUGUUCCUGGCAGCUCAAGUCCUGCUGCCACCCCAGGGUGGGGGCCCCUGGGGUCUGCUCAGCCCUGAGGACUGAGUCCCAGCAGUCUAUAACAGCACCCCUGGGGCUCCUUCUCCCCGCAGGAAAUGUUAAGUGGGGUGAGACUCUCGACUAGGGCCCUGUUCCCGGCCGGAGUCCCGGUCCUUGGCCUCUGAGGAGGAGGAGGAAGAGCUGGAGCCGUGGCUGCGGCCCGACUGCUUGUAGGCAGCGGUGAGCUCCUGCAGCCGCUCCGGUGUUGGCCCCCACUUGGCGAAGCCGGGGUCAUUCUGCAAGAAGAGCACGGCCGUGUUGUGGACGGCCUUGUAGUGCAUUUCCUCCCUGUGGGCAAAGGCAGCUGCUCAGAGCGGGGAACAGACCGACCUGUCCACCCAGCCUGCCAGCUGGACCCGGCUUCCUUCCCCUGCUGCCCGGGGCACCUACUUCUUGCAGAUGUGCUGGGAGCCACUGCGGUACUCGUGCUCAAAGGCAGGCAAGACCAGCUGGUGGCGUUUGAAGCGACUCUGUUCCAUUCGGUUGGCAGCACACCCACCUCGAAGUGAGAGACCAUAGCAUCCAUGAGCUCCUCGCAGAACGGAGGGUUGGCCUCAAAGGAACCACUCAGCGGGGUGAAGUCCAGGCAGGGCCUACAGAAAGGGAAGCACUAACAACCCAGAGGCAGAGCACAUAGCAGAUUCUACCCAGCACUACUUCAAGAAACAGGUUCCCACAAAUCAGUCCAGUUACUGGCCCUGAGGUACAGCCAGUUGAUGCCAGCUGGCUCCCCAUCUCGCCCCUACCUGGGAUGUUGUUUUCCUUGAGGAUGGCAAGGUGCUUCUCUCGGAUCCGUUUAACAUACUCCAGGGAGAUGUGGUAGAUCUUGCUACAGAUGCCUUCCACCGAGUCCUUGGCUGCAGCGGAGACAUGGGGCCCACACUGCCUCCGAAGGUGCUCCAGGCGGUCCUGGAGGAAAGCCUGGUCAGGACACUGGUGGUGAAAGGGCCUCGGCAGGGCUGGCAGGUGAACUCUUGUGGGACUAUUGGAGCCCAGAUAUCCUACUUUUGAAAAUGGCUCUACUGUUUACUAGCCACGGUGCUUGGAUCCCUUGGCUUCUCUGAUUCUUGGUCCUAUCAAGGGAAUUCAAGCUAGCAAAUAGGACAUUGUGAAUAGUCAGUGUCAUUUCCCUUGAUCCACUAAGCAUCUGUCAUGUAAGCAUCCAUUGAAUGGCUGCAGUUUUUUCGUACAGCAUUUGCUAUCUAUUGGAAGGGAGGACCGCUACGGCACUGGGAACUUGGUGCAGAGUUAAAGGCUGUGCUUUAAGCAUUUGUAAAAAGAAUUACACCUGAAACUACAGCAUGAGAACCAGUGACUCCGGAUAGUGAGUGUACCUAUCUUUGUCACCAAGUGUCUAGUACACUUAAGGAUGUGAUGUUUGAAACCUCUCUCUUGUGGAAAAGUCCUAGGCUUGCUGAUACAGAUGCUUGAGUGGCAGGCAUGGGCCAGAGAACAGGAAGGCUGUGUAGGGACUAAGUGUAGGGGCUGAAUCUGAAGGUGGCUGCUGUUUUUUGAUAUUUAUUUUAUUUGUGUGUAUAUAUGAGUGUUUUGCUGUUAUUUGUUUGUAUACCGCAAGUGUGCCUGGGGCCCGCAGAAGCCAGAAGAGGGCAUCAGAUCCCUUGUAAUGGCGGUUACAGUUGUAAGCCCCGUGUAGGGCUGGAGUCUAACCCCAAUCCACUGGAAAAACAGCUGGUACUCUCAACUGUUGAGCUGUCUCUCCAGCCCUCUAAAGGUAGCCUUUAAUUGUAAUAGGGACACACACAAGAAAAUACAGAUCUGUUCUCAAAGA
Meriones unguiculatus (Mongolian gerbil) is the source of this 7263-nucleotide messenger RNA. RefSeq names its product zinc finger protein 335 (gene Znf335). The record is from RefSeq and is a predicted model, not a curated record. Gene Ontology annotation, molecular function: RNA polymerase II cis-regulatory region sequence-specific DNA binding. Bases 393 to 4394 code for a protein of 1333 amino acids. The transcript is spliced from 30 exons. Gene Ontology annotation, biological process: brain development; regulation of gene expression; positive regulation of neurogenesis. NCBI's taxonomy places the organism in Eukaryota, Metazoa, Chordata, Mammalia, Rodentia, Muridae. Gene Ontology annotation, cellular component: nucleus.